Mucor velutinosus is the source of this 294-nucleotide messenger RNA. RefSeq lists its product as uncharacterized. Bases 1 to 294 code for a protein of 97 amino acids. The record is from RefSeq and is a predicted model, not a curated record. The transcript has a single exon. NCBI's taxonomy places the organism in Eukaryota, Fungi, Mucoromycota, Mucoromycetes, Mucorales, Mucoraceae.
AUGGUCAAUAACAACAACAACAAUAACAUGGUUGUCUUUUUAAACUUGACUUGUGGUAACAGCCAUCAUGAAGAUGCUCAGCAUCAUCAUCAAGACCAGAAAGAGCCAAAUUCCACUCAUGAUUUAGCAGAAAUGAUGAUUUACGCCUAUGUAGAUGACUCACCUUCUGUUGCUGACUUGUUGUGGUCUAAACAACAGCUCAAUCAAGGCGAAUUUCUUAAGCUUACCGACGAGCAAGAAUGGUCUCAACUGCCUACAGUCGAUUAUUCAACUCACGAGCCUUAUUUCCUUUAA